GGCCAGUUAGUCCGCCCGCGUCCCUCAUCCCGACAUUGUCUACCUGCUUUGGACGUGAGGAAACUUGUGUACGCGAGUGUGUCGCUCGCUCUCCCGAGGUCAGCCCGAGGUCAGCCCAGGUCAGCCCGAGGUCAUGAGAGGUGUGAGGGGAAAAGGUGCAGGGCUCUGGAGGAUGGUGAGCGUGGUGGGGUUGGUCAUGAUGGUCACCUUCAGCGUCACUCUCGCCGCCCCGGGAGGCCUCCACGUCAGCUAUGAUGGGUGGCAGGUGCUGGAGGUGGACCUCAAGGGGAGGUCGGAGGAGGUCAACCUCCUGGAGUUCGACGACACCUUCAACGUACAACUCCUGAGGCAGCACAAUCGUAAAGGUGUGGCAGAGCUGGCAGUAUCACCGAAAGGGUUCGAAGACGUCACCCAACAUCUUCAGAACAUCAACAUUACCUUCAGGACAGCUGUCGAAGACCUCGGCAGGGAGCUGGAGUCAGACGGAUACUCCCUAAGAGCCGAGCCCGUCACCCCCGGAACCGUCACCUUCGAGCGUUACAUGAGCUACGAGGAGAUCGUAGCCCAUGUGGAGGAGCUGCCAAGUCUUCAUCCCGAACUGGUCACCUUGAAGCAGGUAGGGAGGAGUGUGGAAGGUCGUCCUCUCUAUCUCCUUACCAUCACCUCCUCCUCCAACAACAACAACAACAAACCAAUUGUCUUCAUCGACGGAGGUAUCCACGCCCGUGAGUGGAUCAGUCCGUCGGCGGCGCUGAACGUGGUGGGCCGCCUGCUGGAGAAUCCGGCGCUUACCCGUGACGUGGAGUGGCGGGUCAUGCCUCUACUCAACCCCGACGGGUACAUCCACACCUGGACCAAGGAUCGCCUCUGGAGGAAGAAUCGGGCGCAGACAUCCUCCGCCAAGUGCCCCGGUGUCGACCUCAACAGGAACUUCGACUUCCACUGGGGAGAGACGGGCACCAGCAGCAAACCCUGUUCCAGUAUCUACAAGGGACCCGGGCCCUUCAGCGAACCUGAGGCCAGGGCCCUUAGGGACACCCUCCUGCAGGACAAGAGUCGCACACAGGCUUACGUCAGCAUUCACUCGUACGGGCAGUUCAUCCUCCACCCCUGGGGAUACACUUCCUCCGUCAUCAGAAGCAACGCCGACAGGCUCGGGAAUGUUGGACGAGGCAUGGCGCAGGCCAUCCUGGAGGGCGAGGGUGUCUCCUACUCCGUCGGCAGUCCAGGACAGAUCCUUUACCCGGCGGCCGGGGCCUCCGACGACUUCGCAGCGGGAGUGGGCGACAUACCGCUCGUCUACACCAUCGAACUCAGAGACGAAGGACGCGCCGGGUUCAUCUUGCCGUCGGAACUUAUCCAACCCACUGUCAACGAUGCGUGGUUGGCCAUAAAGUACCUUGGACACCAGGUCAUCCAGUAUGGCACAAGGGAGAGCAUAAAUGGCCUGAUCGUCGUAACAGGAGCUUCCGUGGACUCAGAGACCACAACAGUGGAGGCGGAGGUUGAGUCGACUGUUCUUCCAGUUGAGUUUGACAAUUCGGAUCCAGAGGCAGUGAUACGGGUGAAUAUCGCCCCUGUUGAACCACAGGACACAACAGAAGAGGUGUUACCUGAUACUGUCACUUCUGUUCAGUUAGACGGCACAACAGAAGAGUCAGUGCUGUCUGAAACUGUGGCCACCACCGUACGAGAAGACACAAUAGAUGAGGCACUGGAUUCUGUCACUGUCGCCUCUGCUGAUACAGCAAAUGCAGGUAUAACGGUGGUAGAACGACAUGACGAAUUAACAACAGAAGCGGUGUUACCUAACACUGUUCCUCCUGCUGGAGUAGAUGUUGCGACUUCUGUUUUGUCCGACACCUUUGUCCUCACUGAACCAGAUAUUGUGAUUGGUGUUUUGUCCAACUCUGAUGUUCCUGGCGGACAAGAUAUCGCAACUGCUAUUUUGUCUGACGCCGAAGUUCCUAUUGAACAAGAUGUCGCAAUUGUUGUUUUGUCUGACACCGUUAACCCCAUUAAACCGGACAUCUCGACAGCUGUGUUGACUGACGCCAUUAACCCCGCUAAACCGGACAUCUCGACGGCUGUGUUGACUGACGCCAUUAACCCCGAUAAACCUGACAUCUUGACGGCUGUGUUGACUGACGCCAUUAACCCCGAUAAACCGGACAUCUCGACGGCUGUGUUGACUGACGCCAUUAACCCCGAUAAACCGGACAUCUCGACGGCUGUCUUGACUGACACCAUUAACCCCGCUAAACCGGAUAUCUUGACGGCUGUGUUGACUGACACCAUUAACCCCGAUAAACCGGACAUCUCGACGGCUGUGUUGACUGACGCCAUUAACCCCGCUAAACCGGACAUCUCGACGGCUGUGUUGACUGACACCAUUAACCCCGUUAAACCAGACAUCUCGACGGCUGUGUUGAAUGACGCCAUUAACCCCGAUAAACCGGACAUCUCGACGGCUGUCUUGACUGACACCAUUAACCCCGAUAAACCGGACAUCUCGACGGCUGUCUUGACUGACACCAUUAACCCCGACAAACCGGACAUCUCGACGGCUGUGUUGGCUGACACCAUUAACCCCGAUAAACCUGACAUCUUGACGGCUGUGUUGACUGACGCCAUUAACCCCGCUAAACCGGACAUCUCGACGGCUGUGUUGACUGACACCAUUAACCCCGAUAAACCGGACAUCUCGACGGCUGUUUUGACUGACGCCAUUAACCCCGCUAAACCGGACAUCUCGACGGCUGUCUUGGCUGACACCAUUAACCCCGCUAAACCAGACAUCUUAACUGGGGAGACUGUGGUGGAUGAAGGUUACGGGUUCUAUCCCAAGGUGCGAAUUCAGAAGCCCGAAGAGGUCCCUGCUGGCACCCAGCCCGAGCUCUCUGACACGCAGGAGGACGAGGUCAUCACUACAUACACGCGGGUCUCUAGUGUCUCUGAUGAAGGGGUCAACAAACGGGGAGAUGACCACACCACCGUGGGAGAAAACGUAGAGCAUCACAGAAAUGUGUACUCCUAUAGCAGUGAGCAUAGCAAGCACAGGGAUGAGGACAGUGAUGAGCACAGACGCCACAGCGAUGAGCACAGACACAGCGAUGAGCACAGACACCACAGCGAUGAGCACAGACACCACAGCGAUGAGCACAGACACCACAGCGAUGAGCACAGAAACCACAGCGAUGAGCACAGACGCCACAGCGAUGAGCACAGACACCACAGCAAUGAGCACAGAAACCACAGCGGUGAGCAGGAAGACAGGAAUAGCCGCGAGAAGAGAUAGUGACCUUCCAGCGAGAAUGCUGACACCGGACCUGAAGACAAACAUCACCAUACAGACCCACCAGUCUCCUCAUACGGGCCAAUAAACCCUCUACAGUUCCCGUAUUUUAAUGUUCUUAUGUUCGUCAUACCGUCGUUACUGUUGCCGGCACCACUGAGACCCCACGAACCCCUAAACAGAUCCCUGAGACCCCACGAACCCCUAAACCGAUCCCUGAGACCCCAGGAACCCCUAAACAGAUCCCUAAGACCCCACGAACCCCUAAACAAAUUCCUGAGACCACACGAACCCCUAAACAGAUCCCUUAGACCCCACGAACCCCUAAACAGAUUCCUGAGACCACACGAACCCCUAAACAGGUCCCUGAGACUCCACGAACCCCUAAACAGAUCCCUGAGACCCCACGAACCCCUAAACAGAUCCCCGUGAACCCAAUACCGGCCCAGGUACACUUCACUGGACCCCACAUUCACCCAGAAUGCGAAAAUAUCCAAAACAUUUGGUCGAAACAAAAGGGUGGUAAGCAACAGUUACAAAAUUAACAAUGAGCUUUGUUAGUGUAAUGGUUUGAGGGUGUUAGACAAAGACAGCUGAGUUGAGACACACGUGUGGCUUCAGCUAGCAGUGGUGACACACCUGUUGAGCUUGGUCACACCUGUUGAGCUUGGCCAUAUCUGCUGACCUGAGCCACGCCAGUUUCUCAUUAGGAGUUAUUUCAGAACGUGCUACCUAUAUUAUUAUUAUUAUUAUUAUUAUUAUUAUUAUUGCCAUCUAAACUAAGAUGAUGAUAAUUUCCCUUAUUUCUAAUGUUUUGUUGUUUUCUUCAAUUAAUAAAUAAACGAUGCAUUUUU
Procambarus clarkii (red swamp crayfish) is the source of this 4149-nucleotide messenger RNA. RefSeq lists its product as uncharacterized. Gene Ontology annotation, molecular function: zinc ion binding; metallocarboxypeptidase activity. Lineage: Eukaryota; Metazoa; Arthropoda; Malacostraca; Decapoda; Cambaridae. The record is from RefSeq and is a predicted model, not a curated record. Gene Ontology annotation, biological process: proteolysis.